This is a messenger RNA of Oikopleura dioica, 339 nucleotides long. The record is from the annotation of a GenBank genome assembly. NCBI's taxonomy places the organism in Eukaryota, Metazoa, Chordata, Appendicularia, Copelata, Oikopleuridae.
AUGUUUAUUGUCUACGUCCCGGUUUCCGCUGCCUCGGCGAUCUUCUUCAUGGGGAUGAUUGUGUUAAUUUAUCUUUUCCACAAGGAAAAAGUUCGAUAUCUCGAGGCCAAAAUUCAAGCAGCAGAGCAAAGGGGACGAGACAAGUGUGAACAUAACAGAAUGAAUAUCGAAUACGCGAAUGAUGAACUGGCACGACAAGACGAAAAGAUCGAACGGCAGACCAUCGAAUGGAUGCGGCUGACCGAAGAAAACGCCAAACUUCGCGCGGAAAAAAUGGUAGCUCAAGCCCAAUUACGGAGACUCAUGCGCAGAAUGGCGGCACAGAACGGUGGAUUUUGA